Messenger RNA from Amphimedon queenslandica, 656 nucleotides. Its product is annotated as succinate dehydrogenase [ubiquinone] cytochrome b small subunit, mitochondrial-like. Gene Ontology annotation, cellular component: respiratory chain complex II (succinate dehydrogenase); mitochondrial envelope; membrane. The record is from RefSeq and is a predicted model, not a curated record. The coding region runs from base 46 to 504 and encodes 152 amino acids. Gene Ontology annotation, biological process: mitochondrial electron transport, succinate to ubiquinone; tricarboxylic acid cycle. The transcript is spliced from 4 exons. Gene Ontology annotation, molecular function: heme binding; ubiquinone binding. NCBI's taxonomy places the organism in Eukaryota, Metazoa, Porifera, Demospongiae, Haplosclerida, Niphatidae.
CUUGCUAGUUAUUAAUUAAGGCGGGGUCACAGUUACAUAACAAAGAUGGCUGCCGGAUCUAUUCUUGUUGCUCGAGCUCUUUGCAGAGGAUCCCUGUCUCCUAUGUGGACAAAACCACUACCUAGCAUUAACGUGCUAGCUAUGUCAUCACCUAAGAAACAAUUAAUGUCGCGUUCUCUAUCAACAAGUACAGUAGCGAAGAGUUCGUCGGGGAAGCACUGGUUUUCAGAGAGGAUAGUCUCUGUUGCUAUAAUGGGUCUCAUACCAGCUGGUCUUAUGUAUCCCAAUCCUAUCAUUGAUUACAGUAUUGCAGUGCUCCUACCUUUGCACAUACACUGGGGUAUUGCAUCAGUUGUUGUUGAUUAUGUUCCAAAAUCAAUUCAAAUGGUAACAAAGGUAUUCUUGUCGACCCUCACUCUCCUUACAGUCGGUGGUCUUGUUUAUUUGACGUAUACUGACGUUGGAGUCUGCAAUGCCGUCAGAAUGCUAUGGACAAUCAACUAACUGAGUCACACACUAACUUAAUAGUAAUUGUAAUUGUUGUAGACUGUUCACAUUAAACGCAUUGUAUUCUUGCACAAGAGUAAGGUAUUACCUGCUUUCGUGGUUAUAUUGUCAUAAAUUGUUACUAAAAAUAAAGUUAAUAAUAAUUAAUA